Messenger RNA from Apiotrichum porosum, 1509 nucleotides. RefSeq lists its product as uncharacterized. The transcript is spliced from 2 exons. The coding region runs from base 1 to 1509 and encodes 502 amino acids. The record is from RefSeq and is a predicted model, not a curated record. Lineage: Eukaryota; Fungi; Basidiomycota; Tremellomycetes; Trichosporonales; Trichosporonaceae.
AUGUUCGCACCAGCACCCCUCACCUUGGGCCGCAGCUACGGUCCUCCGGGUACAUCCCGUCGCGCACGCACAAACGAGAAUGCGGGGAUCAACCUCCCAUCCAAGACUCCCGUCCGUCUCGGCGGCGGUGGUGGGCCCCUCAAGGCGGGUCCCAGCACGGCGGGUCGCGCGUUAGGCGCAAAGACAAUGGACCGUAACGUGCUUGCUCCAAAGGGAGAUGGUCCCAUGGAAGACAUUGGACCGAAACGGCUAUUCCAAUCAACCUGCAAGCCAUCUGGCAGUGGGGCGCCGGCCGCUGGUCCCUUGCCCUCUCGCGUACUCAAGACACCCGCUCCACAGCGCGCUCUCCGCACACCCGGCCCACAGCGUGUCCCGGCAGGAUCCCCUCUCCCUCUCCCCAGUGCCCAGCGCACACGCCGUCGGUCUCGCGCGUCCCUGCAGUCACAUGGUGGUACCCCCGAGAGCACUGGCAGCGCCAGUCUGAGCUUCCACACCCCGGCGCCGCGGUGGGAGGAGGAAGUGAGUCUGGACAGCAUUGUCGAGGCCGAUGUCGAGGAGGCAGAGCUCGCACCACUCGAGGCCGAGUUUGAGAUCGAGUACGCAGCACCUACGGCCGUCAAUGUCCCUUAUGUGCCCGCAUGGGCCGACAGCAUUCCUGAUCCUGUCGCGACGAUGAGGAUCCUGGGCAACAUGCGCCCGACGUUCUACAUCCCGCCACCCAGCCCCCCUCCCGAGCCCGAGCUCGUCGAGUUCCUUCCUGUGCCACUCUGCGACGACGAUGAACUGGAACACCCUCUCUUCCGCAAGACAAAGCAGCCAGAGGUCAAGCCUGCCACCACGCUUGCCAAGCCUGGCCGCAUGGGAGUCAAGGCUCGGGCACCACUUUCCUCUCGCACUGCCACCCCUGCACGACCAGCCACGGCCGCAGCACUCCCCGUGCGCUCUGUAUCGGCUGCGUCCAAGACCGUCAAGCCGGCUGUGGCCGCGACCGGAUCUCGCCCACUCACUCGUCCAGCGACCGUUAUGGCCACCCGUCCUCCCCGCCCGGCGACUGCUGUUGACCGCCCUCUCUCGUCUGUCGCGCGUCCCAUGACCAGUGCGGCUCGACCCGUGGUGAAGGCUGGUCACCUCCGCUCCGCCUCGGCGUCGGCAUCAACUACCCGUCCUAUCCGCGCCAACCCUCCACCGGCAGUCGAGGACCUUGCCCUCCCGGACGAAUUUGGUCUUGAUUUUGAUCUCGACCUCGACGUGCUUGGUCCAGACCCCUCGCUGGUUCCCGAGGUCGACCUCGCGGCCCCAGCUCUCUCAACCAACGCCGCGCCAGCCCCUUCGCCCCCCACCACACCAUUGGUGCAUGCUGCCGACACGACAGACGACGAUAUUGCCGACUGUCUAGCCUCCUUGUCUAUCACGUCGCCAGUGGUCACCAUGUCGUCACCGCUUCCGACUGUGGACCCCUCGGCCAGCCCUACGGCUGAGUGUAUCCCACUCAGGUCGUUCCACAGUUAG